Odocoileus virginianus texanus is the source of this 6845-nucleotide messenger RNA. NCBI's taxonomy places the organism in Eukaryota, Metazoa, Chordata, Mammalia, Artiodactyla, Cervidae. The record is from RefSeq and is a predicted model, not a curated record.
GGAGGUCUAGUGUGCUGCAGUCCAUGGGGGUCACAAAGAGUUGGACAUGACUUAGUGACUGAACAACAAUAAUCAGGUUAGCAUCUAAGAUGGUCCAGGUUUUUUGUCUUAAAGCUACCUUUUUUUCUCUAACGUUUCUGCCUGGGUUUCAUGUUGGCAUCCCCUGGACUGCAUGUAUUUUAUUUAGCACUCCUCAUUUUCAGGAAGCAUGGUUCUGGCCAAGAGAUCAGAUACUUGAAUAGAAACAAGGCUCAGUGCUUUUCUACUCUGCUGUUGUGCAAUGGGCUUCCAUAACAAACUGUUUUUACUUAUUUAUUUUAGUAGUUCUUGGUUGUUGGUUCGGCGUUGGUAAACGGGAGAGCUAAUAGGCAAACUCCAAUUCACAGAGAAGGAAAGGCUUGGUAGGCUCAGUUACUGUUUCAUCCCAUCACAUUAUCUUCAAUCAAAACCAACCCCACAGAGCUCACUUACUUUCUAACUCUUCCGCUUUGCUAAGUAUGUCUUCAGGAUGACAUUUGGUUAGUAUACCCCGUAUCUGUGUGAAUGAGUGUAGUAAUACAUGAUAAAAACAAUGUAUCUCUUAGGAAUUACCCUAUACAUUGGUUCCCUCAUACUUUGGAGAAUUUUUAAAUCAAGGCGUUUUUUGAGUUAAGACUCACUAAUCUCAGGUGACUGAUAACUUAUAAUGGAUACCCUGUAAGGAGAAUUCAAUACUUUUAAACAUGGCAAAAUCUAACAGGCAGCAGAGAAAAACAAACCAGAAAACUUAGCUGAGAGUUGAAUUAAAAGUUGAAUUAUUCUGUUUUUCAGUGAAAUGCAGUCUUAUAAAUCACUUUUUGCAAUCAGGAAAAACUGCGCUUGUUUCUGGAACAACUGAAUCCCUGUUAUGUUUCUUAUUUUAUUGCAGAGGUUCAGUAUUGGCGGGCUUCUCUUGUGGCUCAGCUUGUAAAGAAUCUGCCUGCAAUGUGGGAGACCUAGGUUCGAUCCCUGGGUUGGGAAGAGCCCCUGGAGAAGGGAAAGGCUACCCCCACUCCAGUAUUCUGGCCUGGAGAAUUCCAUGGACUGUAUAGUCCAUGGGGUUGAAAAGAGUUGGACAGAACUAAGUGACUUUCACUUUCACUUCAGUGUUCCCUGGGGCGAGGAAGGCAGUAACUGACUUUGUUACUCUUCUUUUUCUUCAGAGGAACCUUCUAGCAGAGGAACUAGUCUACUGUUAACUCAAAUUUGUUAUUUGGGUGUCUUCUAAAGGCUCAGGAUGAUUUCCCUGUGUGGUGAAUUUUAGGUAUGAUCUAAAAGGGCAUCCAAAAGAUGCUUCCUUUUACUCUGAGCAGACGUUGCUCAUGUUUCUUUACACUGAAUUAAACUGGCCCCCCAAAUGAGUAGAGUGUCCAGACAGGUUCAUGCUCAAAGUUUUAGAAUACCCUGAAAGUGAAGUGGCUCAGUCGUGUCCGACUUUUUGCUACUCCAUGGACUGUAGCCUACCAGGCUCCUCCGUUGGUCCAUGGGAUUUUCUAGGCAAGAGUACUGGAGUGGAUUGCCAUUUCCUUCUCCAGGGGGAUGUUCCCAACCCAGGGAUCGAACCCAGGUCUCCCGCAUUGUAGGCAGACGCUUUUACCGUCUGAGCCCCCAGGGAAGUUCAUAGAACACUUUGGAGGGUGUUUAAAAGUGGGUCCUACCUGACACAGAGCUCCAUGACAAAACCGGAGCUUCCAAAAGACUCAGCACUGUUUGGUCUUUAAAGUGGGGUUUUGUUUAUGAAGUUUGUCUGUAGGCCAGGAGCAAAUUCUGCUUUAACUUUACCAGUCAGGUUUGCUAAUAAAGCAAAAUUAACAUGUACUGGAAGUAAAACAAAAUCAUCCUUGUCUCUUCUGACCUGUCCCUCUAAUGCCUGUAUCUGCAGAAAGUUCACAUUCUAAGAACAGUUUUCAUAGGGACGAAGUUAAGAGUCUUCAGUUUUCCUACAUGAUUUGCCAACCCUCUGCUUACUAUAUAACCAUUACUUAUCGCUCAAAUACCUUUAGAUUUUACAAUUAUUAAUCUAUUUGAUGCGGAACAACAUUUGUAUUUUUCUGGCUAAUGUAUUUUAUAAGCUAGGAAACACUUGUCAGAAGUUAAUUGUCUGAAACAUGCAGAUAGGAGGAAAUGCUUUUUAAAAAAGACUUUUGUUUUUGUAUUCAUUUGAGAUAGAAUAAGUUGAAGAAAUUAUUGGUUGAAGUCAAAUGAUUUAAAUCAGAUCCUGUGUGUGAAUACUUGCGUAUAUGUGUAUUGACAAAAAUGUGUUUCAAUUUGAGAAAUGGAAAACUGGAUAUUUAAUUUUAAUUAUAUUUUUAUUUAUUUAAAAAGUAGAAGUGGUCUUUCAUUAUUGAUUUGAUUCUUUUGUCCCACAAAAUGAUUUGAUCAAAUUUGUCCUGUCUGGUUAAGAACAGAGGAACAUCUAAAAUCUGUGAUAGUUUCCAAGUUACAUAAUUUGAAGAGGCUUUUCUCUUAUAUAAAAUACAAGGAGAAGGGAAAUACAGCUAGAAAUCAUUUCACCAUUUUUGCUGUAAAUUUUUACUGGGUGAUAUGAUGGUAUUAAUUUCCUUGCUAGAUGUGGAUAAAUUUCCUUGUCUGUGUUAGGAAUUAAACAUUAACUGGAAAGGGUUAAUGAGUUGAUGUGCUCAUGCUUAUAUCUGAAAUCUUGUAUACGAUUCUUUUUUGAAUUAUAUAGUGCAUCUCUCCAUUUUUGUGCAGUACUUACACUCCUAACCCUUAUUUUGAAGGUUUUAUAUUGUAAAUAUUUGACUUAAUAUAAAAUUAUUUUAAUGCAAUAUAAAAGAUGUAGAGUCUUACUUUAGUUGAUAUUAGGAUGCAAAAAAGAAUAACUGGGCAAGGGAUGUGGAUAAAGCUUUUCUUCCCCUUUUUUCCUUUUAAAUCUAUACUACUAAAUAUAACAUCAACAUCAAAAUCAAACUGAAAGACUUUCAUAGACAUGGUUCAGUUUUAGUUACAAAAGCAAAGAGGUCUUUAAAAAAUUCUUAUACAGUGCAUUUUUAUUUUCUUGAUGAAAUGGUAACUACAUAACCUGGUUAUUCAGAGUUUAGUUUUACUCCAGAGUUUGUUUUUAUGUUGGGAGAAAUUGGAACUUUGAUCCUCGUCACUUGUUAGUCUCCAUAGGGAAACUGAACUUCUUUCAUUUAACAGUUAGUAUGUCUAUAUAUUCAGAAUACUUCUUAUUGGAGGAAAAUUAUGUUUAUAUGCAGAUGUAAAAUGUCUAAACUCAUCUGUCAUGAACAAAAGUGAAUGAGGGAGAAUUUCUGCACCCAUGUAGAAAUUUAAAAAAAAAAACCAGACCCUGACAAAGAAGGACUGGACUGAGAAACAAUAUCCUCAGUACUACAGAUACCAGGAAAAGAGGCAGUGGGCAACAAAGAACAUCGUCCUGCUCUGGGAUCCCCAAAGAAUCCCCCUCCCCUCCCCCCUGACCUCCUGCCAGAAUGUUGGGUUUCAAAGAAUGAGCAGAUUAACGGAUAUCAGGAGUAGUGUGGACUGGGCUGAGGACAAGGAUAAUUUGACUGAGUAAAAGUACUGACUUGAAAUCAUUAGAGGCUGUCUACUUGGGUAGAGGAAACAGCCACGGAGCAUUAAAACUGUUGCUGUUGGAAGGAGGUCAUAUAGUAAGGAAACCACUGAAGACCAAGAGAGAAAAACAACAGAAACACAGCCCCAAGGUCUGUAUGACUCUAGAGUCGGGCAGCACCCACCCAUAAGGGAGCCAGCAUAGAUCUGGGGCUAAUAGCUGAAUUGCCCAGGCUCAGCAUGCCAGGGAAAGCAGCUGCUGCCGCUGGACACAAGCCCUGCAUCAUCAACGGACUCACCAGGGCCACGCCAGCGGCAGCAUCUGGGAGAGACUCUGCCUCUAUACCGCCUUCUCUACCGAAAAGGCAAGUGGCUAUGUCUGAGGCUAUCCGAGUGCUUCAAACUUGGGCUCCUCAGAUGAAGGGCUUGAGGCUGGCCCUGGUGCCAGGACUUUCAUGUGCCAGGUUGGGGAUCCUGUUGUUCUUGGUACUGAUUUCUCUGCCAAGCCUGUACUGUGACCUGGGCUCACUAUAUCACUCUUCCUAUGAAAUAGUCAUUCCCAAGAGUCUGACAGUGGAAGGAAGGGAAGACCAAGUGGAAAAGCUCUCCUAUAUGCUAUUUAUGCAGGGCCAGAGGCAGCUGAUUCACCUGACGGUGAAGAGAGACUAUUUUGUGGAUAACUUCCCGGUCUUCAGCUAUCACAAUGGCAUCCUGGGGCAAGAAAUGCCUCUCAUCUCGCAGGACUGUCACUAUGAAGGCUACAUAGAAGGAGUCCCAGGUUCUUUUGUUUCUGUCAACACCUGUUCAGGCCUCAGGGGCCUCCUGAUUAAGGAGGAAAAGUCCUAUGGCGUUGAGCCCGUGCACUCUUCCAAACGGUUUGAGCACGUGUUGUACGCCAUGGGCCACGAAGCUCAAGUCUCCUGCAGCGUCACGUCCAAGGACAGCCAAGUGGCGUCCACCAGCCGGCAACCACAGAGCGCCAAGCCUCACAGCUGGCACGUGACAUCCGACCUGUGGUCACGUACCAAGUACGUGGAGAUGUUUGUCGUGGUCAACAACCAGCGGUUCCAAAUGUGGGGCGGUGACGUCAAUCAGACAGUCCAGAGAGUGAUGGACAUCAUAGCUCUGGCCAACAGCUUCACAAGGGGAAUAAACACAGAGGUGGUGCUGGCUGGAGUGGAGAUUUGGACUGAGGGGGACCUCACAGAGGUCCCCGUGGACCUGCAAGUUGCACUCAGGAAUUUCAACAGCUGGAGACAAGAGAAGCUCUUCCACCGUGUGAAGCAUGAUGUUGCCCACAUGAUCGUGGGACAGCAUCCUAAAGAGGAUAUGGGGCAGGCAUUUCUCAGUGGUGCCUGCUCAAGUGAUUUUGCAGCAGCCGUGGAAUCCUUCCACCACGAGGAUGUCCUCCUGUUUGCAGCACUCAUGGUCCACGAGCUUGGACACAACUUGGGUAUUCGGCACGACCAUUUGGCCUGCAUUUGUAAAGAUAGGCCCUUCUGCCUCAUGCGUGAAAACAUCACUAAAGAAAGUGGCUUCAGCAACUGCAGCUCUGACUUCUUCCACCAGUUCCUCUGGGAACACAAGGGGGCCUGCCUGUUUAACAGGCCUGGGCACAAAGGCCGCUUACGGAGGGCUUCCCGCUGUGGCGAUGGCAUUGUAGAAGGAGAUGAGCAGUGUGACUGUGGUUCUAAGUGUGAAACGCACCCAUGCUGUGACACCAGAUGUAGGCUGAGAGAGCAGGCAGAGUGUAGUGAUGGGCUCUGCUGUGAUAAAUGUCGCCUGAGACACAAGGGAUUCAUGUGCCGUGCUGCUUUGGGAGAGUGUGACCUCCCAGAGUAUUGUAAUGGUUCCUCGGGAGAAUGUCCCAGAGACAGCUAUAAGCUCGAUGGUACAAUGUGUGAUAGAAUUCACUACUGUGCUGGCGGUCGGUGUAAGAACCCUGACAAUCAAUGCAUGGAUAUAUAUGGGUCCCCUGCAAGGUCUGCCCCAGAAAACUGUUACGUUUCAAUGAACACAAGAGGGGACCGGUUUGGAAACUGUGGUACCACCAGCUCACCGAGGUUAACAUAUCUGAAGUGUGCAGAUGAUAACAUAUUUUGUGGGAAACUCAUAUGUACAAAUGUUAGACAGAUACCACAACUCAAACCCAAUCAUACACUGAUCCAGGUCGCUCACAGAGAUGACUGGUGCUGGAGCAUGGAUGCCUAUGACACUGCUGAUAUCCCUGAUGAUGGAGAUGCGCAUACUGGCACUCUCUGUGCCCCACACAAAGUCUGCGUGAAUCACUCCUGUAGUCAUUAUGCUGUGCUCCAGUAUGACUGCCCAUCAGCAGAGACAUGUAACGGGAGAGGAGUUUGCAACAAUUUGAGGCAUUGCCACUGUGAGGAUGGCUAUGCGCCCCCUGACUGCAAAGCUCCUGGUAAUGGGGGUAGUAUAGACAGUGGCUCCCCUGGUAAACCAAGGGACAGUAUCAACAAUAAUCCAAGUGAAGAGGAAAGCAAAAGUCAUGCUGCAGAGGUUGGUAAUUUUGGCAGAAACAGUGAAAAUAAAGAUGAAAGCCAGAGCCUUGAGAAGAUACUGUACAUAGUCCCCCUUUUUCUCUUAGCAAUGUUUUUAGCUCUAGUUAUUGCUGUCAGUUUUGGGGCUAGAAACGAUAUGUCACAGUGCUCACAAGAGGACCUAGAAGAACCCAAAGAAGAAGUUGUUCAAAUAGAGGAGGCAGCCAGAAAAGUGGAAGAACCAGGAGCAGAAAAUGAGUAGUGCUAGGAAGAAGUCCUAACAUAGCAAACUCCGGACACACUGGGUAGGAAGGAGGUCAGCUGAGCAACGUGCUGUGGGCACUGACAGCUCCACAGGCUCUGACUGGGACUCUGAGGUCUACACAAAUGUCCAACGUGGCAGGAGGGAUUUUCUUGUUUAGAAAGAAAUUAUUUCAGUAAUUGAUUAUAUGUACAUGUGUAAAGUUAUUGAAAAAGUUUUACUACUUUUUCCCAUUUUCACAUUUCAUGAAACUCAUUUAAAUUACACUUUUUUCAUAGAUUAUUCUUAUCAAUGUCUCUUCUUAGUACGGCAAAUUUGACUUCCUCUGUUCUCCAGGGAAUGUCAUAUUCUGUCUACUCUGCUUGACCUAAGAUCUUAUCUCUGUGUGUGUGCACACGUGUGUGUGUGUGUGUGUAUACACACACUGCUAUCUUUGUUUUUUCACCUCAUUCACAAUUACAUAUUAUGUUAAGAAAAUUAUAUGAUUUGUUCCUCUAAUUUGCUUUUAGAAGUAUAUUCAUUAAUAU